AAAAAAUGUCUAAGUCAAAUUUCUCUUGAUACAAACUGCGAAAUCAGAAAUGGUUUCACUUUUUGAGAACUAUGAACAGCAAUAUUCAGUGCUCACGGCCGAUAUCACGGCCCAAAUCGGCCUUCUGGGUGCCUCGGCCACAAAGGACCGCCGCCAACUUAUUUCCAACAUCGAGAAACAUGUCGAGGAGGCGCAAGAACUGUUGGAACAAAUGGAAUUGGAGGUUAGGGAGGUCGAAUCGGCCAAAAGACAAAGGUGCAGGACCAAGCUAGAUUGCUACCGUGCUGAGCUCAAGCGGCUGACUUUGGAAUACAUCAAGGCGCGGUCGAUAAAACAGGGCGCGUUGAGCUACGAUAGCGCGGAAGAAUUGAACGAUGUGCGGAUUUCGUCCGAUCAGAAGCAGAGGCUUUUGGACAACUCGGAGCGGAUGGAGCGGACGGGGCGGCAGCUGGAGGAGGGGUACAGAGUGGUGCUGGAAACGCAGGACAUUGGGACGCAGGUUUUGCAGAAUUUGAACGAGCAAAGGGAGACUAUCAAAAGGACGCGAUCAAGAUUGAGGGAGACUGACGAGGAGUUGGGGCGGUCUUCGCGCCUCAUGAGCUCAAUGAUAAUGAGGUCCAUUCAGCAGAAAAUAAUCUUGUUCAUUGUUGGUGCCUGUUUCAUAAUAGCCCUCUGUCUGGGUCUUUAUCUGGGCUUGAACAAGUAAUUUUGCGUUCUCUUUUUAGGAACUGUACAUAUGUAUCAAAAAAGUAUUCUAUUGUGUCAUAUUUCGUAUUUUUUGUUAUUUAGUUAUACAUUCCUGUUAUUUGUGAUGUUCUUCGCACUGAGUUGUUAGCGGUAGUGAGAUAAUACUUAACUUAUUUUAAUAAUAUAAAAGUACAAAUUCUAUACAA
Tribolium castaneum (red flour beetle) is the source of this 893-nucleotide messenger RNA. RefSeq names its product Vesicle transport through interaction with t-SNAREs 1a (gene Vti1a). Bases 50 to 706 code for a protein of 218 amino acids. The record is from RefSeq and is a predicted model, not a curated record. Gene Ontology annotation, biological process: intra-Golgi vesicle-mediated transport; vesicle fusion with Golgi apparatus; macroautophagy. Gene Ontology annotation, cellular component: Golgi apparatus; endoplasmic reticulum membrane; SNARE complex. The transcript has 4 exons. Gene Ontology annotation, molecular function: SNARE binding; SNAP receptor activity. NCBI's taxonomy places the organism in Eukaryota, Metazoa, Arthropoda, Insecta, Coleoptera, Tenebrionidae.